Molecule: messenger RNA, 2340 nt
Organism: Exophiala spinifera
Lineage: Eukaryota; Fungi; Ascomycota; Eurotiomycetes; Chaetothyriales; Herpotrichiellaceae
Exons: 2
Coding region: 1-2340 (779 amino acids)
Biological process (GO): wybutosine biosynthetic process
Molecular function (GO): catalytic activity; 4 iron, 4 sulfur cluster binding; FMN binding
Source: RefSeq, a predicted model, not a curated record
AUGGACUUAGGGGAUGGGGGAGCGACACCGGUCGUCCUAGCAGACUGGUUGGAUCGUCUACUGACUUCAUGGCACGAUUAUAGAGUCGCUGUGUACUCGGUGGUUGCGUUGUCGUCCUUGCUGGUUUGGCUAUACCGCAGGCGAGCACCGACUUCUUCACCCGACCCGCGAAAAGCACACUGGCUCGAGGAUGAAGAUAAGGUCGCCUUACCCACGGCAAAUGGCAAGACUUCCCUGGACAACAAGCAGCAGCCUGCAACUGGCACGACCCGAAAACCCCGUUAUUCUGCGCCGAAGGUGGUGAAUGGUCGCAAACCCAGUCCCAGAGGCGGCAAAGGAUCCCACGAACGCGACGGGCCUGCGCACAUACUACCAUUGGUCUUUUACACCUCGUUGACGGGCACUACCGAACGUCUGUCAAAGUCGGUGCUGGCAAAGCUCCAGAGCCUGCCUACUGCGCAGCCUCUUGUUCUCAAACCCCAGCUGCACGACCUCUCGUACGUCGACCUCGACGACUACUUCAUCUCGGGUCCAAAGACCCCCGGACCAAGCUCAAACGUGCGAUACUUUUACAUCCUCCUCCUACCGUCCUACGACAUCGACACAAUACUGAAUACCUUUCUAGACCAUCUCGACGAAACACACAAUGAUUUCCGCAUCGACACUGCAUCUCUCUCCGGCCUGGCAGGGUACACCGUCUUUGGAAUCGGUGACAAAAAUGGGUGGCCCACUGAAGAAGCUGGUUUCUGCUCACAAGCUGUGGAAGUCGACAGGUGGAUGUCCAAGUUGACAGGAAGGAAAAGGGCAUAUCCCCUUGGUCUAGGAGACGUGAAGAGCAACAUCGACCAGACGUUACAAGACUGGACUGCUGGUGUGUGUGAUGUGCUCCAGGAGCUUAGCACUACCGGCGGACUGGGCGAGGGUGUUCCUGGAAGCGGAGAUGCCGUCGAGAGUGGCGAUGAGGACGACGAAGAGGACAGACAGCAGGAAGAAGUCGACUUCCCUGAUUCCGGACGGAACAAGAGAAGAAAGCUCAGGAGUACCACCGAUCUAGAAGACGUAGGUGGCAAAGGAGCGGUGAUGGCGGUUGACUUCACUACUUAUUCUCGCUCACCAGCAGCGGCCGUCGCUCCUUUGAAGGCCAUGGUACCCAAGGAGUCGCCCACGUAUGCGGCUCUUACGAAACAAGGGUACACCAUCGUUGGCAGUCACUCGGGAGUGAAGAUUUGCCGAUGGACAAAGUCAGCACUUCGCGGUCGUGGGUCAUGCUACAAAAACUCCUUCUACGGCAUCGCCUCACAUCUCUGUAUGGAGACAACACCGUCCUUGUCAUGCAGCAAUAAAUGUGUCUUUUGCUGGCGCCACGGAACCAACCCUGUAUCCACGACCUGGCGGUGGCAAGUGGAUGAUCCGCAGAUGAUCUUUGACGGCGCGAAGGAAGGCCACUACAAGAAGAUCAAGAUGAUGCGCGGUGUCCCCGGGGUCCGGAGCGAACGAUUCGAAGAAGCAAUGCGCAUUCGGCAUUGUGCUUUGAGUCUUGUGGGCGAACCCAUAUUCUACCCUCGCAUCAACGAGUUCGUGGGUCUUCUUCACAGUGAACAGAUUUCGAGUUUCCUGGUGUGCAAUGCCCAGCACCCACAGCAACUUCGUGAUCUGAGGAGAGUGACGCAGUUGUAUGUGAGUAUCGACGCAAGCAAUAAGGACAGCCUUCGCAAGAUCGAUCGACCUCUCCAACGAGACUUUUGGGAACGAUUCCAAUCCUGCCUUGAGAUUCUCCGCGAGAAACGCUUUGUCCAACGCACGGUCUUCAGAUUGACUUUGGUCAAGGGAUUCAACAUCGACGAUGAAGCAGAGGGGUACGCUGACUUGGUUGAGAAAGGCUUACCUUGCUUCGUCGAGAUUAAAGGAGUCACGUAUUGUGGAACUUCGACCUCCUCGAACGCCGGUUUGACUAUGCAGAAUGUCCCGUUCUAUGAAGAAGUCGUGGCAUUCGUUGAAGCACUGGACAGGGCUCUAGCGAAACGGGGGCUCGACUACGGCAUCGCUGCAGAACAUGCACAUAGCUGUUGCAUCUUGCUCGCGAGCAAGAGGUUCCUGAUUGAUGGGAAGUGGAACACCAUCAUUGACUAUGACAAGUUCUUCACGCUGCUGGGUGAAGGGGCCGAUUUUGCACCGGAGGAUUAUUGCAAGGAGACGCCGGAGUGGGCGCUCUGGGGAAAUGGAGGGUUUGAUCCCAGGGACGAGAGGGUCGAUAGGAAGGGAAGACCGAAGGAGAAAAAAGCAGACAAAGAGGUUUUGAGGACGGUGCUGGUAGAAGAGAAGAAGAGCUUGGAAUUCUAA